This is a messenger RNA of Pocillopora meandrina, 11192 nucleotides long. The record is from the annotation of a GenBank genome assembly. Lineage: Eukaryota; Metazoa; Cnidaria; Anthozoa; Scleractinia; Pocilloporidae.
CUCAGCUCUACAGACGAAAAAAUAACUUUGAUUUUCGUAAUCUCGUUGGGAUAUCAACGACUUGUUGGCUUUUCGGUGAAAGUAACUGCAAAAGUCAACGUUUUGUUUAACUUUGACUCUCCCUAGCGACAACAUUUUGUUACAAAUUGCGGAGGAAUCUGAUUUGUGUGUACUCAUCCUAUUUACGGCUCGUGUUCUUCUCGGUGAGCUACACAGUAAUAUGCGAAAUCGGCUUUUCGAAUAAUUGAGAGAACUGUCGAAACUACUUCUAAAUUGUGGUCGACAGGAUAUUAAAAACAUUCAGUUAUCGCGGCAGGGAUUCCGCAGUUGUUAACAUUCGUCUUUAAUUAUUAAAUUUGUUUGCUUGGAAGGUCUAGUUUACUUAGCGACUUGAGGACUUGACCAUUUAGUUGCCAAGACACCAACGAGGAAAGAUGACUACUCGGGGUUCGCCGAUUCUUGUGCCUCGUUACAUGGAGAAAGAUUAUCUCCAGAGUUUAAACGAUCGCUUUGCUUCGUACAUAUCUCGCGUGCGACAAAUGCGCGAGCAAAGCGGCCGUAUGGAAACAGUAAAUCUUACAAACACGACCAAGAUUCUAGAGGAUGAGAUGGUGGCUCUGAAGGGCAUGUACGAACGUCAACUAGAGGAACUGAGGAACAAACUCGAAGAAAUGGCUCGAGAAAGAACACAGCACCAAUUGGCUGCAGCGAAGAAUUCUGCCUUAGUGGCAGAGCUUCAGGACAAGUAGGUCUAAAACUUAAGUUUGAUUGUAAUAAAAAAGUAAACAAUAGUUUCUCCCCACAUUUUCCGGUUUGAUACGCUCACCAAAAGGUAACUGAUUUUUUUUUUAAUUCAAUAAUUUAUUUACCCAAUCACUCAGUUACUUUUGAUGUUUUAGGGGAUGUGAUGAAAAUGCCCAAACAUAAAAUUUCAGGAUGGGUGGGACUAAACAGCUCUCUUCUGACCCCUUGCCUUGCUCCUAAUAUGCUUAGGAUGGGAGAAAUUUCAUCAUAAGUUAAUCCGUUUUUUGGUCAAUCUAAUCAUUUAUUUUCCUAUUCAUUUAGUUACUUAUAAUGUUUUUGGGAUUUGGUGAACUUGCCAAAGAAAACUAUACAUGGACUGGGGGGAGGGGUGGGAACAAAAUAGGUCCUUACCUCCCCCAUUCCUUUAGCCCUCUAAAUGGUGUUCCUAGGAUGGGAGAAAACAGAAUCAGUUAAUGAAAAAAAGAAAAGAAGUAGAUAUCCUUAAUUAGUGCUCUUGGACUUAGAGCCCUUCAGCACAUCUUAUCUGUGCACCAUUUUAUCAAACAAAUUAAAUCUCUUGCUAGGGUGUGCUUUAGCAGGCAAUAUAAGUAAUAUACAGAUUGUUGCAAUUUUGAAUAUUCUUUUGUCUGAAUCAGAUUAGGGGAAGAGACCAGUGCCCGCCAAAAGUUAGAAAAUGCUCUAGCAGAUGCCCAGCGAGUUAUUGCAGAAAAGGAGGCGCUGUUACAGGAUGCUAGAGUCACCACCACUCAACAUCAGAAUGCCCACAUGGAUACAAAACGAGACAGAGAUGGGCUUCAAACUGCCUUGACACAAACUCAGCAAGCCCUAGAUACUGAGGUAGCAGCAAGAGCUGAUCUCCAGACUUUGGCCAAUCAGCUCAGGGAUAAACUCAACUUUCAGCAGCAGCUUCAUGAAAAGGUGAGAACCAAUUAUAAAAUUAUCAUUGAUUUUUCAUCGAUAAUUAUCUGUUAGAUACCAUGUUUCACCUUAAGCAACAAGAUGCAAAUUAGUGUGCUUGUCUUUUAGGAGUUGCACGAAAUGCGUUGUCGUCUGGAUGAUGCUGAAAGGACUAUCUUGUUGGCUGAGGAAAGAUUGCAUGAACACAACAUUAUUGAUGAAAACUUGUCAGCUAUGUUGGCCAAAGUGAAGCUGCACAGUGAUGCAGAGUUACGAAGAUUCAAAGAAGAGGCAGAAAUCUCCUAUCACAAUGGGGUAAGUACAAAAAAUCCUUCAAUGUUAACUUUUAUAUCACCUAUAUCACUCUUAGUGGGCUAAUGUAUUUGUUUAGUACAAAUAAUACUCCACCCUUAUGUUGAGAAGAGUUGAUGAAGUGUCUCACCUGUAGAAUUCAGUUUAGUUGAACCAUCUUAAAUUUGUAAUUUAUUUUUAAAUUAUAUGACUGAAACCUCACCCCAUACCACUGUGAUAUCUUGUGUAAAAGAGCUGAGUCCAACUGAACAUAACCAAAUUUCAUGUUAGCCAUAAGAGAUUAAAACUGAGAAAUAUUUUACUACUUUAACGGCAGGCCUCCUAAAGUUCAUGCCAUAUACAUGUAAAAAAAAUUUAACUUGGAAAAGGCAUGUAGCAAUAUUUCAACACUGAUGUUAUCAAGCACUUGCAGAAGGUCUUUUUGUGACCUAAAAUUCUAAAAAGUUUCUAGAAAAAAUUUAGUCACAAAAAUGGUGAAAAAUAUUAAGGAAAUUUUGUGAAACAUUACUUAUAUUUUUGUGCCAGUGUUUGUCUCACUUUAAUUUUAGACUUUCAAAACACUUCCUCUGAAACUGGUAUCUUUCAGCUGCACAUGCCGUCAACAAAAUUUUUUCCGCUCACCAUGAUUAAAAAUGGUUUCAGCUUGGAGUUUGAUGCAGGUACCAUUAAUUUUGAUGUAUACAAAAUUUUUUCCACUUGGUGCAGAUGAACCAGAUCCGAGCACAGUUGGAUAAUGAAAGCAGAAACCUUGCAGCUGCCACAGACGACAACAUCCAUUUGAAGGCUCAAGUUGAGUCUCUGCAUUCUAAGAACAUCAACCUUGAAGCUAAGGUAUCUAUAGUAAAUAUCACAAAUACCCUGUACCUUGAACUUCCUUCAUUAGCAUUAAUCAAUAAUUGGCUGAAAUUUUCUCAGUAAUUUUUUCAAUCAAACAGAUAACAAAGAUUAUCUAGUAAGUGAAAGAGUUUGUGAAUACAUACUUGUAGGUCCUCCCCAUUAGUGCUUUGGCAUGAGUUUGCCCUUUAAGAUAUGAGGUCCUGAGUAACAUAAACCAGUGAGAGGUUUGCAAGGAGUCAACUCUUUAACUCCCAAGAUCUCAUCAGUAAUUCUCUCUUCUGUUUGCCAUACAAUUCUUAUGAUGUUAGCUUGAAGAAUUUGGUAUUGGGUCAACUAAUAAUCCCCUAAAUAAUCUUUUUCUUUAUUUUCAUCGCUUGUGUCCUUGAUAUUGUAAGCAUAGGAUAUUGUGAGGUGAAAUUCUAUCUUGGUCACUCGUGGGAUUUAAGGGGUUAAUCACUGCUAUUAGUGCCAGACCCUCAGUGGCCAACCUCUCCUCAACUCUGGUGACUCAUCUCAGAUCAUCCCACUGGUGACAAAGCAGGCACCCUGCAGCACAAGUAAUGAGAGCUUGCCCUGAAGCUAUGAAAGAGACUUCUCAUUUGUUUGCUGUGGUGACAUCACUGUUUAUGUUCAGCAAGAAAUUUAAAAGCUCCAUUGUUAUAAAUUUCUGACAUGUGCUUUUAGAUAUGCCCUGUCAAAAAAUAUUUGAUUCUUAAAUGAUAAACAAUGAAAAUAACUAAUUGAACUCAUUUUCUAGUGUUCCAGUUUGGAGGCCCAAAAUGCUGGCCUUAUUCAAAACCUGGAAAUGGAGCGCCAGCAGGCUGCAAACACUAUAAAGAAUCUGGAGGCUAAGUUGCGAGAGCUGCAAGAAGUCCUAAUGGCCAAGGUGCGGGAGCUGGGGCUGGCAUACAAUGCCCAUCUACCACUUGACUUAGAACUGGAUGCAUUUGCCACUUUACUGGAGGCUGAGGAGAGAAGGUGAGCAAAAUUUCUUUUCCUGACCUGCAACUAGAAUGUUACGUAAACCAUGAAUGAAAGAGCUUAUAAAAAAGCCAUCAUGUUGUUGUACCAUGCUUAGAAUCAUUAAAUUUUAAAAAACUGUCACAGUUUGCAUGGUGAGUCUAGUAAGUAAAAUGUAUGGUGACCUAAGCAUUAACUUUCCAGUGAGGAAGCAAGGACAUGAUACUAUUAUGCAUCUCCCCUUUUUCACCCAGCAUCAUUCUCUGCCUGAAUAAGUUCUCAGCCACAUCCCUAUUUUCUAACUAUGACUUUGUUUCUUUCGACAAAAAUGUUUUAACAGUUAUUGAUUAGUUAAGACUUUUCCCAUGAUUUGGUAUGUGUGCAGUACAAUAUUAUUGUGCAUCAAACUUUUGGCCCAUUUCUCAUCAUUCCAGGUUAAACCUGGCCAUGGAAAGCAAGGUACCUCUUACUCCAGUACGCUCGCGUACCUGGCAUGCCACUACAGAGAAGGUUCCUAUCCCAACUGUCAAACGACCAGCUACCACUCUGGGUAUCACACAUCCCCCUGCUGUUACAAGUACUGCAGUGAUAAGGCGUCCUGUGACACGACCCAAGACUACAGCAGGUACUUAAUGCUGAUGUAAAAUAAUGUUAAGUCUUGAAUGAUUAUUUGUUUUAUGUGGCAAUUAUAGCUUGAUGCUUCAAAACUUUUGUGAGGUUUCCUUGGAAAAAUUCCAGUUAUUUUUAAUUGAGUGCUGGCAUUGGAGAAAAGUACUUAAAUUGAACCAAUGAAUUUCAGAUGAUUGUCUGGACUUUCUUCAAGUUUUGGAGUUGAUGGAUGUUUCUGAAGCAGGGCCCAUAACCCUGCAAAGUCAUUGCCAACCACCAGCUUGCAAUUAUAUUUCUGUUUUGUGAUGGGUGUAUAUAUAUACAGAAAGAUCAGUCAAGCUUUAAUCUAAAGUUGGCACUGUUCUUCAACUUGGAUAUAUUGUAAUGAUGUAAAUACAUUUAAUUCUAUGCUCACUAAAAGAAAUUUAUAAACUUUAAACUUGAAGCCAGGAAGUAACUUCAUGUUUACUGUGAUUAAAUGUCAGGCACUUUGACUGGCACAAAAGUAAAGCCUGUAGUUCAGCCCAUAACAACUAGCAGUCCAUACCGCCACUCCUGGUCCUAUGUACCAAACUUUGUGGACUAUCACAGCCCUACUUCAAGGUGAUUUAAGUUUCUUGUAUUUUAUUAUAGAUGUAUGGUCCGUAUGUGUGUGAUGUAUUUUAAAGUGCCAGGCAGGGAUGAUAAACUGCCUGGUUUUGCAGUUAUUCAAAUGCAUAGAUCUUGAAGAACAGAAAAAAAUUUCAUUUCUGAGGAAGAUGCAUACAGACUUAAGUCUGGGGCAUUCUCUUGAUAAUUGGUGAUUAUGUUAUGUCCAUGCACUGUCAAAUCAAAGAUUAUCCAAUGAAAGUCACCUUGGUUUUAAUGCUACUACUGGGUAUUCGAAGGAAAGAGUGAUGAAAGCACUACAGUGACUGUAGACAUUACAGAGCAACAAGGUCUUUGGAUUUAUACAGACCACUCCUCCUUUUGUGUACUCAUGCAUCACUAGCUGUGGUGCCUCACUCUUCACUAGGAAGUUUUUGAGUGACUGAGUUGAAACUAUAAAUUGGGUCCCCUUAAAUUGUUUCUGAUGGUUAACAAUGCCAAUUAAUAUACCAAGGGUAAACCAAUAAAAUAUUAUUUGCAAGAGAGCGUUAAUUUUUGUAGGCUUACAUGUAUUUGCUACUAACAUGAUUUAUAUGAAAAUGCACUGAUGUUAAAUAACAGCUGCCUUUCUAGCAAUUAAGCAUUUUGUUUUGGAUUAAACCCUUGAUAGAAUGUUAGUUUGAAAUAUAUGGUUGAAUUUUUUUUUUUCAUUGAAAAAAGUUCCCAAAAGGCCUGUUUGUAACUUAACAGUUGAAUCCAAUUUGAGGAGAACUAAAUCAAAGUGUCUAACACAGAUCUUUUCCAUCAUUCUGGGCCAGUCGAUGUAAACAGUUAUUGUUGUUCCCAAAACUGUUCAAAAUCAAAUUCCUGAAUAAUUUUAUACCACACAUUCACCAGUCUGACUCUGGUUAUUCUGUUUCUUUUGGAGGUCUCGCUUUCUUCGGAGCCUUCCACGCACACUGGCCCAGUAUGACUUCUUCAAGAUUUACCAUUGAGAACAAUACAGUGCCACAUGAUGACAUUUUGUUUUUGCUCAUUACUAUUGAUAUGCAAAUUUGCCCUCCCCUUUGCAACACAAAGUUCAGCUCAAGUCAACUAUGGUUUAGAUUAUUUCAGAUCCCCAUUAAAUUUGUAUCUAGCUCAUGUUUUGCUAUUGCAGACAGUGGUUCUGCAGUCCAAUUAGUAGACUGAGUUUAUUUAUUUUACCAGGUACCAUUUGGGCAAUGUUUUAUGGAUGAUGUUUUAUUUGAAUUUUAUUAACAAGGCAAAAGAGUGGAUUUUAAAAAUUUUUAUUUUAUAUCUGUCAGGGCUUUUAAACGCCACCAGCUACAAAGUAUUUUUUCACGAAUAUUUGACAAUUUUUUUUUAUUUUCAAACUCUGCGGUGCAAACAUUUAUAUAGUGGAAUUUAAUUGCCACUCUUAAAUUUUUCUGGUCCAAUCUAGUAGAGCAUCCCCUUGAAUUUUGUCACCAAGUUUGUUUCUUUUUUUUUUAAGUUCAUUCAAGUUUACUUUUUUUUUUCUGAAAAUGUGAGUGUUGGUUAUAUGAUAAGUCCCAUAAUGCUUUACUCAGAGUCUAUUGUAUCCAAUAGCACAACAAUUUUAAAUGAAUUUUUAGAUGAACAAAAGUUAACAGACAGUGAUUAUUAUAAUAUGUCUCUUUUGAUUUAAAAUUUUGGAAGUGACAUAAAUUUGAUUUAAAAACAUUUGUUUGAUGUUAAGUUUGAAAAAAAUAUCAGAUUUUACAAAUAGGUAAAGAUUAUGUUGAAAUUAUAUCACAGUAAUUAUUAUUCUGAAUAUUGUUGAUUUAGGAGAUGCACAUUUUAUUAAUCUUUAUUAUUUAUUGUUGAAAUAACAGAAUUGAGAAAUUUUAUUCACUUAGAUAUAUUCCUAAUGUGGAUUUUUAUUUGAUUGAAUCACCCAAUCUUAUUUAUUGCAAAUUAGAAGUAAGUACAGGAAUCAGACAUCAUGAUAAAUUACAAAUCACCAAUAAGAGUUUAAUCAGUUAUCUUAAAUAUUUCCUUUUUGAUAUUCAAGAAGAUUUGGAUAUUUAUAUAUAUCUAGUUUAGAUUCUGCUUCUUUCCUUUUUACACUGAUAACAUUGAAUUUCUAUCUCACCGUUUACAAGAAAGUAUGGGCAUUUUUUCACUUGUAUGCCGACAAACACCUUAUCACACAUGUUGAUGCAUUUUCUAUUAUGAUAAAAUUUUCAUCAAUCGCUUUGUAACACAUUAGAUAUUACAAUGAUUUUGUCAAUAAAGUCAUUUUUCACUAAAUUAUGCAGGAUUUUUAAAGUUGUUGAUGUUAAAUUUUUUUUAUUAGAUUUUAAAUACUUUCAACUAAUGACUUUGAUUUUUCAACCACAUCAAUCGGCAAUUUAGCUACUUACCCUCAUUUAAGAGUUGAUUCGACUUUCACAUAGUAAGGAAAAAAUCAUUAUCCUAAGGGUAGACAAAGAAGUUAUUACCAUGUCUAAGAAUUUAGCAGGUACCAAAUAUGUUGAGAUAUGUUUCUCGACAACGAACAUCGCUGCAAACUAAGAAAACCCUUAACUUCUAUAGACCAAAUUUAAGAUAGCUAUCAAAACGAGCGAGUAUAAAAAGGCCCCUUUAUGUUCAGCGAUCUCAUGGUGCAAAAGAGACCUGGCUGAAGGGCCAAUUUGCGCCUUGGACAUCCCAACAGAGCGAUUUUUUUUUCUGUUUGGAUCCCACAGAGCACAGUUGGUUCUCAUGCCAGGUAUUUUUUAUCACGUGAUCACUGGCUGCGAAGGGUAUAUAACAUUCAUUCUGUCUUGCUUACAUUAUCCAGUCAUACAGGAAAUGUCCGUAUCUUGGAGGUGAACCCCGAUGGCAACUAUGUGAGAAUCUUCAACACAUCCGGAUUCAAAGUGAGUUCAUUUCUGACUUUUAAGGUCCAUACGUUUAUCGCUCUUUAGAAAGUGGUCAAAACUGAGUCUCAAUUCUUGCCGAUGAACUGUGCCUCAUAUAGGGUUUUGGUGAUUUCAGAACUAGCCUUUCUCUUAACUUUUUCCUCCAUUACUUUAACGGUGAUGUGCUAAUAAUUCCCAAUCCUAAGAGUGCUGUGCGCGCCGUGGCUCACUAGGUCUUCCUGUCAAUAGCUCUUUCCUCUAACGUCCCGUUAUCCUGGCCGGUGGAGAUUCAUGUAUAAUAUCUGAGUUGCAAAGCGUUGGAAAUUGUCAGUGGGUAACAAAGUCACGAAAAUUCUUGCUAUCUUCGUGACGUAUCCUCGUUUUUUUUCCCAGGAUGAAGAGAUUGGCGGGUACAUGGUUCAACAGAAUGUAGCUGGUAGGCCUGUGACAGUCUUCCGUUUUCCUCCAAGAACCCGGCUCAAGGCAUUGUCACAUGCUACUGUAAGUAUCUCCACCCACAAAUGGAGUACAUACUAAGGUGGAAAGCAUUAAAAAAAUUCGAGAUUCGCCCAUCGAUAUCAAUGAUUUACACGUUAUUAUGUCAUUGGUAGGUAUGUUAAUUUGCCUCAAACUGAAUGACGUGCAUUGUGGCCUCGCUUGGUGAUUUAUUUUUACGAAAAUGAUAGCUCAACUCCGCGGCAAAAUAUAAUACCACAAUUCUCCUUUGGAUAUUCUCUCUGCCUAUCUACGUAAUGAAAAUGAUCUGGUUGAAUAACGCCUUGCCCUUUGCUGUUGCCCGUUAUAGGUGUGGUCAGCUGCUAGCUUGACCAGGCACAACCCUCCAUCAGACUUCUUGUGGAAAGAGCAGCACAAGUGGGGAACUGGACCGGAAUGUACCACAAUACUUUGCAAACCAAAUGGACAGGUAAGCCUUCACUUUUUGCAUUGUGGUCAUCGUCUUCAUUGUUGCAAAUUGUUUUAUUAUCCUUUAAGACAAUGGAACUCGAAAUAUAUCUUUUCUUUAAAUUCUGUAGGCUGUGGCGUGGACAACUGCUGCUUAUCCAUUUGGCGUCCCGAACCAAAUUCCCACGCGGGACACAGGACCGAUUACCCUACCAGAGACUGGGGAGCCUGCUAAGGAGAAGACAUUUCCUCGUUCUCCAAGGCAUGCAUCAACGUAUUCUCAUUUCUCUCCACAACAUACACAAUUACAGAAAAAGUAGACAAAUUAGUCCGGAGUUUUCAGUUUCUUGUGGUAACUGCGUCUGUUUUUUUCUCAAGUGUGGUUAUCAGCUUGUUGACAUAUUUAAUUGCUAUACGAGCGACCCUUGAAAGGGUGUCGGUUCUCCAAUUUUUCUUUUGGUUUAAUUCCUUCACUGUUGUCACUGAUGAGCUGCGUAUGCAACUCAACGGAUGUUUAAUCUGCUAAACAUCCACUUGGGCUUGUUGACUUCAGGUGCCCAAAAAGGGUUAUAAAUGGCGACCAUAUUUAUUGGAAUGUCUCGUUUCCUUUAGGUCUAAAGUUCCUGACCCAUUGCCAAAAGAAACAGAAGGUAAACCUUUCUCAAAUCCCCCAACUGACCCUCUCCAUCCGCACACUGUACAACCCAGGACCAAGAUUGGCGGCCAUGAUGCCAUGAGCAUGCACCCACAAGCGAGAUCACAGACUGAGAGGCCGGACCCUUCUGGGGCUAGUCGAACUGGAGGAGCUCCUCUAAGAAAGUUUACUGGGACUUCUCUACCAAAUAGCAAGGUAGGUUUUAAAUUUAAGGUUGUCCAAUAAAUACGUACAAAUCUUAUGGUAAAUCACGGGGCGAUGUAAAGUAGAAGCAAUCCAAAACUUGAUCGGAAAUUGGUCUUAAUACCUUAGUUAGUGAUCCUAUUAGAAAUCUGUGAUGAAUUGAGAUAAUGUACGUUGGUUACUAAUAUUUGCUAAUGCAUCAUUGUCCACUCAGAGUUCGACCUCUAAAAAUGGCCAGAGAGGGUCCAUACGAGUUCUACCUGCAACAGACUUCAGUUCACCGUCACAGCAACAUCAAGACAGACUAAGUCAAAUCAACAGUCAUCAAAGAGUGGAGUUCGCACCACCAAUGCCAAGGCCCUACGUUAUUGCUGACACAUGGUAAUGGAUUGGGAAGAAAUUGUUUUAAUGCUAUCGAAAUAUUGAAGUAAAACCGUGCUCUAAUGAAUCAAAUUUAUAAAUUCUGGGUUACAACUCAAAUUAGCUUUUUGAAAUACAGUGUAUUUCCCUCCGUUUCCAAUAUUAUUUUUAGUUUGAUGGGAAUUGGAGAUUUCAAUCGCCCCCUUUCACUUUCCACCAUUCAAACUCAGACUGGGAGGUUUAUGGAGUUUUUAGUAUUUUCAACCACAAAAAUGCAACCCACCUCUCUCUUGAUAUGCAUGUAGUCUUCCUUUUCAUUUUAUUAUUUUUUUAAAUUGUUUCUUUUUGUCUUCUAAAUAGAUUCACACAUUCCCAAAGGAAAAAAUGAUGGAAAGAAUAGUUUGGAGUGAAGUAAUGAUGACAUUUCGUUGUUCUCACAGGAAUUUUCGCUGCAAUAAAUUUUUCAAACUACACGAAACAAAAAUUGUAAAUAAACAGUCACUAUACAUAUAUGAAGGAGCUAAGGGCAUUGUCAUGUGAUGAGCGCACUAUUUUUCAAAGUGAUAGAUUGUUACUCAGUUAAAUGUCAACAAAGUAAGAGGAUAAGAUUCCUUGAUCCUCUUUUGUGUAGAAAGUGAUAAUUGGAAACUUUCUCUUUGCGAUGAAAGUAUGGAGCCCCUCAGAAUUUCUUUUUAAUCUAACUCCUAAGAAAAGCUCUCAAAGUACCUUAAACAAUACUUUCCAUUUAUCUGGAUCAAAUGUAGUAAAGGAAAUUUGAUCGUGUACGAGAUACACCCUAUUCUUCAAGUAUAAAUUCUCUUUUUCAAGGGUGAAGACUCAGAAAAAUUAAAAAUUAUCCGAAAUUGUUUUAAUCUUGGUGCUUAUGUUUCAUACUGGUGGAAUUUUAAAAAACAUUCUGGCGAAAAAUUUUGAUACGUGUGGUACUUCUCAAGUCGGAAUUGCCUUGACCAAAAUCUGAGUUGGAAUGUAGAUUUCAUGGUUCUGUUCGAAAAAAAGUUAAUGUCAUGUCUAAGGAUUUUUUAAACGUAGAAACAUGGAUUACUUCGCUUUAGCGCUGCAUUAAUCAUGGCCUUAAGUAUGACAUUCAAGGAAUAUGGUACAGGGUCCUUUGCUCCUUCCGUUUGUUCUCGUUUAAUUUACAGUUAUUUCCCCUUGCGGGAUGGGUGGGACAUCUACAGACUAUUGCUAUCUAUGUGGUGUGCGUGCGUGUUAGAUCACGUGGGUUGGUUUGAGCU